This is a messenger RNA of Chenopodium quinoa (quinoa), 1703 nucleotides long. RefSeq names its product UDP-xylose transporter 3-like. The transcript is spliced from 8 exons. Gene Ontology annotation, molecular function: UDP-xylose transmembrane transporter activity; antiporter activity. The record is from RefSeq and is a predicted model, not a curated record. Lineage: Eukaryota; Viridiplantae; Streptophyta; Magnoliopsida; Caryophyllales; Amaranthaceae. The coding region runs from base 321 to 1388 and encodes 355 amino acids. Gene Ontology annotation, cellular component: Golgi apparatus.
UGACUUUCAAGUUUGAAAUGAGAAAACAAUAAAUGUUGACACACAUACACGCCUUCAUUCACUGUUAUUACACUGCACACCAUUCUCUGCAUCACAUAAUUCCACCAUAAAAUCCCGAUUCUCUUGCUAUUCAGUGAUCCCAAUGUUCAACAGUUUUUUGAUUGACAGAUCUAGGGUUAAACCCAUUUGAUCAAUUUACAGAUUGGACUCCCCUCGAAGCUGAUUGCCCUCAUUUCAAUUUAUUUUUACCAAAGAAAGCAUGCAUUUUUGAGGGAUUUUUCAAAGAUUGAAUAUUGUAUUACUGUGAGAAUUUUUGAAAGAUGGGUGAGAAAUCUGAAAACCAGCGGUUUCAGCUUGGAACAAUUGGAGCAUUAUGCUUGUCAGUGAUUUCUUCAGUUUCCAUUGUUAUCUGUAACAAGGCUCUUAUUAGUACUCUUGGCUUCACUUUUGCUACUACUUUGACCAGUUGGCACCUUCUAGUUACAUUUUGCUCGCUUCAUGUUGCACUAUGGCUGAAAAUGUUUGAACAUAAACCAUUUGAUCCAAGAGCGGUGAUGGGAUUUGGCAUACUGAAUGGAAUAUCUAUUGGACUACUGAAUCUUAGCUUGGGAUUUAAUUCUGUUGGUUUCUACCAGAUGACCAAAUUGGCCAUCAUUCCAUGCACUGUCCUUUUGGAAACUCUGUUCUUCUUAAAGAAAUUCAGUCGGAGUAUCCAGUUUUCUCUUGGCAUACUUCUUUUGGGAGUUGGCAUUGCAACCAUAACUGACCUGCAGCUCAAUCUUCUGGGUUCUGUGUUGUCACUGCUUGCCAUUCUGACAACCUGUGUCGCUCAAAUUAUGACAAACUCUAUUCAAAAGAAGUUCAAGGUCUCCUCAACUCAGCUCUUGUAUCAGUCAUGCCCAUACCAAGCAAUAACCUUGUUCAUUUUUGGCCCAUUUCUUGAUGGUCUUCUGACUAACAAAAAUGUUUUUGCAUUCCAUUACACCCCAACAGUUUUGGUCUUCAUUGUCUUAUCCUGCCUGAUUUCCAUCUCCGUAAAUUUCAGCACAUUUCUUGUAAUAGGGAAAACAUCAGCAGUUACUUAUCAGGUCCUUGGACAUUUAAAGACCUGCUUAGUUUUGACAUUCGGCUACGUACUACUUCGUGAUCCAUUCAGUUGGCGUAACAUCCUUGGUAUACUUGUUGCCGUGGUAGGAAUGAUUCUGUACUCUUAUUAUUGUUCAGCAGAGGGCCAGCAGAAAGCUCCAGAUGCAUCAGCGCAGCAUUCUCAGGGUAAUGAAAAUGAUACAGAUCCGUUGAUAGUUGCGGAAGAUGGAGCUUCAAUCUUGGCUGACGGUGUUGUGGCAAAGGAGCCUGCCUGGAAUUCAAAAAAGGACGUGGAUGCUUGAAGGUUAUGUAGUCUUAGUUGCAAGUUCAAAAUAUACAGGCUGAUGGAUUCCAGUGAUGAAGAUGUCACUGAAAGCAAGUCACUGCAGUGCACUGUUUAGCGUAUUAUCUCAGUUAAACUUUGAGGUGUAGUUACGAAAAUUUCUCCGUUCAUUUAGGCAGUUUUGGUUAUUAGCACAAUGAAAAAAUUUGAGAACAAUGGACUAUAUAUAUAGGUAUUUUUGGGUAAUUGUAGAUGUUCAUUGACAGUGAGAUGGUAUUCUGUAGAUUUCCAUGGUCUUCAAUUCUUCAUUACAAUGUGGGUUACUGUUAAGUCU